This is a messenger RNA of Monascus purpureus, 444 nucleotides long. The record is from the annotation of a GenBank genome assembly. NCBI's taxonomy places the organism in Eukaryota, Fungi, Ascomycota, Eurotiomycetes, Eurotiales, Aspergillaceae.
AUGGGAACCACCAACAACAUAGUUGCCCGGCUCCGGGCCUCCAUUGCUAGAACAACUAACCCAGCGAGUUUGACCCCCACCAGCAUCUUAUACGUCUCAGGGACGUACACCCGAGUCCUCGCAUCCCGAGGAGCAACACUCGCAUUGUGCGAUAUAAACGAUCACAACCUGCAGACGGCGGCUAAGCUCUGUACUGAGUCCGGCGCAAAAGCCGUACCAACCCGCGUAGUUGAUAUCCGAAACCCCAAAGAGGUGGAUGACUGGAUCGCAGAUAUCCUGAAAACAUACGGAAGGCUAGACGGCGCUGCCAAUAUCGCUGGUGUAUCACAGAGACCAGGUACUACGGGGCUCGUGGACUUGAAAGAUACCUCCGAUGAAUUCUGGGAAUUUGUACUGGGCGUCAAUGCAACGGGCACGAAGUCUAUCAGGGUUGAGUUGAACUAA